GCUAUACAGCAUUUUCAGUUGGUCCUGGACCAAUGUCAGGCCGGCCAUCCUGACCAGGCAGCAGCUCUUACCAACCUCGCGUGGGCUCGCCUUCAAGACUACAUCCAAAACGAUCCUCAAGACAUCGACUCUAUCACUUCUCUCUUCCGCGAAGCCCUUGCGUUGCGUCCGCAGGGCCAUCCCGAUCAUCCAUUAUCUAUCUAUCACCUCCUUCAAGCGUUGAUCUGGCGCUACAGCAAGGAGAACUUCACCGCCGCCUAUAUCCAUGAAUCCGCGCAACUGUCCUGCAAACUACUGCGCCUCUUCGUGCUCGAGCUCUGUCCUCUGGGCAAUGAAUACCAUCCCAGCGCCCUCCACGAGCUUGCACAGGCAGUAGAAAGACGCUUCAAACAAUGUGGUAGCAUUGACGAUCUAGAUGAGUGCAUUCAAUGUCGUCGCGAAGCCGUUUCUCUGUGCCCCGGGGGAAAUUCUAAAUACGAGUCCUACCUGAAUAACUUGGCCUUGUCACUCAAAUUCCGCUUCGAUUACCAAGGCAAAUUCCAUGACCUCAAUGAGGCCAUCUCUUUGUACGAAGAAGCGCUGCGCGUUGGGAACAAAUAUCGUGACUUUUCAUUGGACAACCUCGGACUUGCCCUCCUCACCCGUUUCAACCACUGUAAUGAUAUUAACGACAUCAUCAGAGCCAUCAGCCUCCAUCGCGAGGCACUGACAUUGUGCCCGCCUGGGAAUCCAUAUCAUGAUUACACGCUUAACAACCUUGCCCUCGCGCUCCAAACCAAAUCGGAUGCCAGCGAGGAUCUCAAUGAGAUCAUUGAGCUGUACCGGGAUUCACUUCUGUUCACGCGGCUUGAUGAUCCAGAGCGCCACAUAAAUCUCCACAAUUUGAGCUCAGCGCUCUGUUCUCGUUUCACGCAAACUCAUGAGAAUGAAGAUAUCGAGGAGGCCAUUCGACUGUGCCAAGAAUCGUUGGAGGCUUUGCCUUCACUGCAUCCAGACAGAUAUUUCGGCUACAUGCUGUUACAGGAAGCCUACUUGUCUCGUUACAGAGUGCAGUGCAAGUCUGCUGAUUUGUCACUCGCUAUGGAGAACUUUAGACUGGCAUCACGACAUCCCACUCAAGGAUUUCCGGAACGUAUCAAAGAGGCUGUAGACUGGGCUCGCCAAGCAGAAGCUUAUCGACAUGACUCUGCCCUCGAAGCAUACCAAGUGUGCUUGCAGCUUUUCGACAACCACAUCAUGACGCGAUCGACGAUUAUCUCACGGCGCGAGGCUGCGACCGCUUUUCGCGGUGCGCGAUCAUUGCCAAUAGAUGCAGCUUCAUGUGCUGUACGUCGUGACGAUCUGCGACAUGCAGUUGAACUCGUGGAACAGGGUCGUGGUCAGCAGUGGUCAUUGGCAUCCCGACUCAGGACUCCGCUGGAAGAUCUCGAGUCCACGAAUUCUAACAUAGCUCAUAAGUUCUCAGAGCUCAGCAAGUGUCUGGCUGAUGCUCAAGGUUCCACAGUCAGCACGGACGGAGCUAUUGCUGAUCAGGCAGCAGUAGAGUACAGGAGAAUUACAACGCAAUGGGAAGCUGCAGUAGCUGAAAUCCGUAAUCUUCAAGGUUUCUCGCGGUUCCUGCUCCCACCUUCAUACGAAGACUUGCAGGCGGCGGCGCAUCAUGGCCCAGUCAUCAUCCUCAUUGCAAGCCAAUACUCGUGCAGUGCCAUCAUUGUCCCGACGUCAGGAGAGCCCCACCAUGUUUGCUUCCCGCGCAUCACUCUCACACAUCUGGAGACGUUCAAGAAGGACUUUGCCAGGGAGAUACGGCAAGCGUCUCGCAUGCGUCCAGAGGAGACGAGGAAGGAAUUACAAGUCCUCUUACGGACAGUAUGGGACGAGAUCAUGCUACCCAUCGUCAUUGUCCUCCAACGAGAUCUCAGAAUAACGUGCCGCUCUCGAAUCUGGCUGUGUCCAACUGCAGCUUUCACUUCCAUUCCUCUCCACGCAGCUCACCUCUUUCGAACAAAGGCAGACGGACGUGGGCGGGAACUAUGCCUGGAGGAUGUCUACAUCUGUUCUUACACACCAACACUUUCAGCUCUGAUCAGGUCUAGACAGAUGAUGAAGACGCGUGUGACUCCGUCCUUUGCGGCAAUCGGACAAAGUUCACCGGGCGUGGGACAAGGCGAGGCGCUCUUGAAUAUCGACAGUGAGCUUGAGCUCGUCUGCAAGCUCGUCCCCAUGACCGCCAACCCCACCACUCUCUCCGGCGACGACGCCACGCGAGCAGGUGCCCUCGACGCAUUGCAAUGCAACACUUGGGUACACCUCGCUUGUCAUGGAAAGCAGGACCACGAGCAGCCUUACAAUUCACGUUUCGCCAUGAGAGAUGAACCUCUCACGCUACUUGACAUCAUGGAGAACGACACUCCGCACGCUGAGUUUGCAUUCUUAUCAGCAUGUCAUACCGCCGUCGGCGAUGAAGAGACACCCGACGAGGUCAUCCACCUCGCAGCUGGACUCCAAUUUUCUGGGUUCAAGAGCGUCAUUGGCACCCUGUGGGUGGUUGAUGAUGCUGUCGUGAAACACGUGGUCGAAGCUUUCUACGAGAAUAUGUUCAGUGAUUCGGAGGACGGUGUUGUCAUGGACUGUACGAAAGCGGCCUGGGCGCUCAACCGCGCUACAAAUGCCGUGAAGGCGAAAGUACCGCUUGAGCAGAGGAUGGUUUUUAUUCAUAUUGGUGUGUAG
Messenger RNA from Suillus subaureus, 2730 nucleotides. Its product is annotated as CHAT domain-containing protein. The record is from RefSeq and is a predicted model, not a curated record. Gene Ontology annotation, molecular function: protein binding. The transcript is spliced from 2 exons. The annotation marks the transcript as partial. Lineage: Eukaryota; Fungi; Basidiomycota; Agaricomycetes; Boletales; Suillaceae.